Molecule: messenger RNA, 975 nt
Organism: Ambispora gerdemannii
Lineage: Eukaryota; Fungi; Glomeromycota; Glomeromycetes; Archaeosporales; Ambisporaceae
Source: the annotation of a GenBank genome assembly
AUGGCAGCCAACGUUCGACGCCUUAUAACAACAAUACUACAAAUGUUUUUCGUGCUGAUUUUCCUAUUUUAUUUAAUCCUAAACACGAUCAUUGAUGUGGCUCGAUCGAAAUUAGUUUACACGACACAAACAUUCGACACAGCAACGGCAUUACCGCCGCCAGCUUUCACUCUUUGUAGUGACGAUGUAAAGUAUAAAUUUCAGUGUACGAGUUACGGAAAUACGACAAGUGAUUGCCCUGGUUUUGUGACUAAUGUUGACGUAUCAAAAGAUGAGACUUAUAAUAAUUGGUUUACUAAUUGCUAUGUAUUUCAAACCACUACACCGUUACUUAAACAAACGCCGCCUACUCCACCUAGAAAUUGGACAGCAUUUCAAUCACCAUUCUAUAUUAGAUACCAAUUAAACAACGCGUCAACAAUAUCAAAAAUGAAUCUAAUGAUAUGGAAUCCGUAUGACUUAACAAGAACCAAUUCGGAUAGUAACUCACUAUCGUCACUUCAAAUUCUUAAUCCGUACGAAACAUCCCAAUUAGAUGCAUGUCGUGAACGUGUAUACUCAUUCUACUGGCGAAAACACGUGUUUCUAAAUGGCACCGAAAAAUGGGAUGUAGAUUGGCGUGCAGAAGUUGGUGUCUCUUCGAACGCAUUCGGAAAUAAUAGUACGGCGGUUGGAGUCAUUCACUUCAAACCAGGGUCUUUUGAAGUGCCAACAACACGUGAAUACACUUCUCUUCCGUUUAUUUCAAUUCUCACUGGAUUUUUGGUGUUGUUGGCCGCGUUAUAUUCCACAUACUACGCCAUGGUUGGCGGACGUGGAAAAUAUCGUACUUGGGGUUGUAUUCAUAUGAUCACUAGAUAUUUCCCGCAACAGCACUUAACCCCGUCUGAAGAUGGUCAAGAAAGACCGACUGCUGAUAAUAUUCUUUGGGCGUAUUUGGAUGGGUUGGAUAAAGCGGAAUUCGAGAAAAAAUGA